AUGGCUGUGCAAAAUGAUCUAUGCAUUCCAGUUUCUAAUGAAAAAUCUGAACAAGAACAUUGCAAAGUCUCUAUUGCAUCUUUAAUGAUGGGUGUUGGAGCUGUUAAACAAGAUGUUAGAGCCAUGAUUACUUCUACAGGUUUAGUUGCAGGUGCUUGCAGGAUGGCAAUAGGAGAAUUUUUUUCAGUCUACUCACAAGAAGAUGUAGAGGUGGCUCAGAUGAAAAGAGAGACCACUGUUGCAGGAAAUGAGAAAAGUGUCCAUUUGUAUGGAUCAAGUUAUUAUAUGUUUUACUUGCUUUAG
Messenger RNA from Lactuca saligna, 303 nucleotides. Lineage: Eukaryota; Viridiplantae; Streptophyta; Magnoliopsida; Asterales; Asteraceae. The record is from the annotation of a GenBank genome assembly.